ACGGUUCAGUCUUCGUUUUUCUCGUGCGUAGAAAAGACUCACCCCUCCCGCAUAGCGUCCUCUCUCUCGCGGCUGAGAUCGAUUUUUCUUAGCAGCAGCAGCAGCAGCAGCAAGCAAAAGUGCAAAAGCGCAAAGAAAUAAAACGGGAAAUAGCGACAAAAGCGAGUGGUCCCUAUUUUCCUUACCUCCCUCGUUAGUUUUUGGUGAAAGUGCAUUAGUUAAACGUUUUUUUUUUUUUCAACUAUCCCGGUUAAUUCCCGCACACACUCAUACUUCCACAUUUACACACACCCAUACUUGGUACGUUCGAUUUUUUUUUGCAACCGACGACGCGUCGAACGGAUUCUUCUAGACUAAAUAGAAGGAAGGAAAGGAACGUGCAAGUCUGUGGCCGUUUUUGUUUGUUUGUUUGAAAUCACUUUAACUUCACACAACUCCGUGUUCGUGCCGUUUUGCCCAUUUUAUCCCAAAUGGACCCGAGUAAGGUUUUGGGAUAAAUAUUACUUUACAACCAAAAAAAAAAGGCUCUCUCUACGACCGCCUCGCCGCCGUUCCCGUCAAACGGUGAAUUCGCGUCAUCAAGCGAGAAAGGAGAGAGUGAGAGCAAGAGGAAGCGCGCUAAAACAAAGCAAGUUGUACACCAGACAGAAUGGCGGAGUCGGAGGACUUAAGUAAUAGCAGUAGUAAUAGUAGUAGCAGGGAGGAUAUGCACUUUUUCGAAGGUGUGGAAAAGCUGCUGGAAAUGUUCGAACCGUCGACAGCGUGCAAGAAUGCCGAUCUGCGAAAGAUCCCCAGACCGAUGUGGGAUGCACUGCUGAAAACCGUACGUUGCGAAAUCAUCAGCUUCACCAGAAACGACCAGAUCGAUGCUUAUGUGCUCAGCGAAAGCAGCAUGUUCGUGUCGAAGCGUCGCUGGAUACUGAAGACGUGCGGUACCACGACGCCGCUGCAGUGCUUCGAGCCACUGCUACGCCUGGCCGCCGAAAUUGCCGGCUACACCGAGAUCGAGGAUCUGUUCUACUCGCGCAAAAACUACAAGCGCCCGGAGCUGCAGGUGUCGCCGCACCGCGGCUUCGACGAGGAGGUCGCCUUUCUCGACUCGUUCUUUGACGACGGGCGCGCCUACAGCCUCGGUGCGAUCAAUCGCGACUGCUGGCAUCUGUACACGCUGAGCCGCGGGGGAGGGGGCUCCAAAAUUCUCAAACGCAACAACCAUCUCCAUCAGCUGAUGGAGCAGCACCAUUCGCAACAGCAGCAGCAAGAGGUCGAUGAUGUGCAGCAACUCGAUGCUCAGCUCAUUGAAGCAUCGAUGCAGCCCGAUCCGGAUCAGACGAUCGAGAUACUGAUGACGGAUCUGGACCCGAGCGUGAUGGCCAUCUUCACCAAGGAUGUCUGCACAACCGCCAAGGAGGCGACCCAGAAAUCGGGUAUUCAUCGUCUGCUGCCGGGCAUGGUCAUCGAUGAUUAUCUGUUCGAUCCGUGCGGUUAUUCCAUGAACGGCAUUUCCAAGAAUGGAUGUUACAUGACCAUCCACAUCACGCCGGAACGUGAGUUUUCGUACGUCAGCUUCGAGAGCAAUGUCGCGUCGUCGGAUUACGGCGAGCUGAUCAAGCGCGUCACCCGCACGUUCCAGCCGGGCAAAUUCAUCGUGACCGUGUUUGCAAACAAGACAUCAAUUGCUGCGAACGCCAACCGGGAGAUCGAGCAUUUGGGCACGAUCGAUCAGUGGAAGCGUCGCGACAUUCAGUACUCGCGCUUCGCCAGCUACGACCUUACGUACGCCCAAUACUGCAAAUACCCUAGCUGAGGUUUACCGUGCCUAGCUCCACCGGCAGGGGCUAACCUUCCCUCUCCCCUUUCCCUUCCCGCCCUCCGCCCGCCGUCGUCUGAUGCGUUCUCUGACGAUGGCGGUGCACCAGCAACCGGUUGUCCCACCAUUUCCCUUCCCACUUCCGAAACAACCGCCACCGCCCCGAUACGUCCCGAGCAGAAGCGUGCGCCGCUGAAACCUAUCGCUUCCCCCAUCGCUCCAUCGCUUCCACUGUCGAUCGCAUUCGCUCGGUUGAUCUUUAGCAUCUUUCCCGCGCUUAUCGGCACGUUCGGUGUCGGCCCGAAGAAGAGCGUCGAGGGGCAACGUCCCGAUCGGCCUGCGGCCAUCACCAACCCGGAUAGGCGCAACGGAAAAUGCCACAAGCAGCAGCUAAACAAUGGUCACGAAACACGCCAGCCGGACGAAUGCUACUACCGUUCGUUGCCCGAUCGUCUCUACGCCCAGCUACACCCGUACCGUGCCCUCGGCAAGACCACGCUGCUUCCGCCGCAGAUGUUGCUGAAUGAAAUGGACUCAACCGCCCAAUCGCAUCUGUUUAUGGAACAGCAGCAUCCCUUUGGUGAUGAAAUGGGUACGACUAUCGCCACCACCACCACCACCACGACCGCCACCCAGCCGGACUACGGCGAGCUCCAGUUCUACGGGCAGCUGAAGAAGCUGCUCGACCUGCCGGUCCUGUUUGCCAUCUGCUUCGUGCAGCUGAUCUCGUUCGUGCUCGUGCUCAACAUCGAGGAGUGCUCCCCGCUGGUGCUCUUUUCCUGGUGGCGUAACAAGAUCUCCUGAAAUUGACUAGCCGUCGUCGCUCGCCGCAGCCUUCAGUUCUGAUUACAGCCGCCACCAUCAUCACCAUCCCCACCGUCGUCGUCGUCGUCGUCGUCAGGGACCGGACCGACAGCAGCAGCAUCAUCAUUGCGAUACGUUUGUUAUGUUGAGUGUUGUUAUGAUUAUUAUUUAAUUAAUAAUACGGUAGCAGCAGCAAUAACAGCAGCAGCAGCAGCAGCAGCAGCAAGAAGAUCCGGACUGCCGCAAUACGAUCGCCGCCAGCAGCAACAACAACAACAGCAACUGCGGGUUAUAAGACGGCGAGCAUGCAAGAUGUCUGCUACUAGCAGCAGCAGCAGCAGCAGCAGCAGCAGCAUUUGGUCGCAAGCUUACCUUUGUGCGUUUGGUUGUUCUGCCAAAGGAAAGGGGCAACCCUUCCCAUCUCUUCCAGCGUUUUCUUUUCGUACCGAAGCGCACCACAGCGUCGUUUCGUUAGUAGAUUCUAAGACUAUCUGCCAGCUUCCUGUCGCAGAUCACUCUUACCAUCACGAUCAGCUGGCGGUGUCUGGGAAGAGUUGGAGCAAGAAAGACGGCUUUGAGAGUGCUUGUUUAAUGAGGGGGGAAAACGAUUCCUCCAUGGAUGUGGCGAGAGCAGCAGAGCAACAACGACGUGCUGCAUCUUCAAGCAAACGACGGGAAAGUAAGCAGUGGCGCAAAAGCCCACUCAAGCGGGAUACUACACAGAAAGCUUCCAACAAUACUUCUGUACCAGCAGCAGCAGCAGUAGUAGCAACGGUACCCAAAAAUAACAGCACCACUUGCUUAGUGUUAGGAAUAGAGGAAACAUUACCAGCCGCACUUCGUCUAGGGCCACCACAGAGUACCAUCCUUCCUAUCGCCCAUAAUCAGGAAACGAGUUUAGCAGAAGGACCCCAUUCCUUUAUACUACUACUGCACUGCGGUGCAUCGUUACUGAGCAUUGCACGGCUUCUAGCACCGGCAGUACAGCCCAUCAUCUUUGCCUUUCUAAUCUCACUCGAUCUGUACUCGUAGCAGCGACUGAACGCCUCUUGCAGUCGGCACGCCCACCCGUUCGGUCGUGGAAUGCCGAUUGCAUAUAGGUAGCAUUUACUUUUAACAUUACCUCCCCAGUUUGGGGAGAGAGAAAUAGG
Messenger RNA from Anopheles merus, 3765 nucleotides. RefSeq names its product S-adenosylmethionine decarboxylase proenzyme-like. Gene Ontology annotation, biological process: spermidine biosynthetic process; spermine biosynthetic process. NCBI's taxonomy places the organism in Eukaryota, Metazoa, Arthropoda, Insecta, Diptera, Culicidae. Gene Ontology annotation, molecular function: adenosylmethionine decarboxylase activity. Gene Ontology annotation, cellular component: cytosol. The record is from RefSeq and is a predicted model, not a curated record.